Molecule: messenger RNA, 1021 nt
Organism: Salvia splendens (bonfire salvia)
Lineage: Eukaryota; Viridiplantae; Streptophyta; Magnoliopsida; Lamiales; Lamiaceae
Product: 40S ribosomal protein S3a-like
Exons: 7
Coding region: 49-831 (260 amino acids)
Biological process (GO): translation
Cellular component (GO): ribosome
Molecular function (GO): structural constituent of ribosome
Source: RefSeq, a predicted model, not a curated record
ACAAGGGUUUUACUCACUCUCUUUCUGAACCUCAGCUGGUCUUCCACCAUGGCCGUCGGAAAGAAUAAGAGGAUUUCCAAGGGAAAGAAGGGAGGCAAAAAGAAGGCCGUCGAUCCGUUUGCAAAGAAGGAGUGGUAUGAUAUCAAAGCUCCUUCAGUUUUCAGCAACAAGAACGUUGGGAAAACCCUAAUCACCCGUACUCAGGGUACCAAAAUUGCCUCAGAAGGUCUCAAGCACCGCGUGGUGGAGGCAUCCUUGGCUGAUCUUCAAGGUGAUGAGGAUCAUGCCUACAGAAAGAUCCGUCUGAGAGUAGAAGAUGUUCAGGGAAAGAAUGUUCUCACUAACUUCUGGGGUAUGGACUUCACGACAGACAAGUUGAGAUCACUUGUGAGGAAAAGGAAAUCACUGAUUGAGGCUCAUAUUGAUGUGAAGACAACUGAUGCCUACACAUUAAGAAUGUUCUGCAUCGCCUUCACCAAAAAGCGCGUGAACCAGCAGAAGGUCACAUGUUAUGCAAAGGGCAGCCAAGUUCGCCAGAUUCGGCGGAAGAUGCGGGAGAUUAUGGUUAACCAAGCACAGUCCUGCAAUCUGAAGGAAUUGGUUCAGAAGUUCAUUCCUGAGUCCAUUGGGAAAGAAAUUGAGAAAGCUACUUCAAGCAUCUAUCCGUUGCAGGAUGUGUAUAUUAGAAAGGUUAAGAUCUUGAAAGCACCAAAGUUUGAUCUUGGCAAGUUGAUGGAGGUUCAUGGAGAUUACACUGAAGAUAUUGGUUCGAAAUUGGAUAGGCCAGCUGAGGAGCCAGUUGCUGAGCCAACUGAACUUGUUGGUGCCUAAAUGGCCUUGUUGUGUCUCUGUGAUGCAUCUUCUGUUACUCAUUUAGUUUUAUCUUAAAAUUGGUACAAUAUUGGUUUUGGAAGUUUUUGUAUGAGAUUUUGUUUUAACGAGUAGAGGAAGUUUUCAUUCAGAAUACUCGUAUUCGGCAAUUAAUUUUGAAUUUUCGUUUUAGAGAAACUUUCUUUUGAUA